This is a messenger RNA of Bufo bufo (common toad), 2047 nucleotides long. Its product is annotated as presenilin-2-like. The transcript has 11 exons. Gene Ontology annotation, molecular function: aspartic endopeptidase activity, intramembrane cleaving. Bases 272 to 1630 code for a protein of 452 amino acids. The record is from RefSeq and is a predicted model, not a curated record. Gene Ontology annotation, biological process: negative regulation of apoptotic process; amyloid-beta metabolic process; amyloid precursor protein catabolic process. NCBI's taxonomy places the organism in Eukaryota, Metazoa, Chordata, Amphibia, Anura, Bufonidae. Gene Ontology annotation, cellular component: membrane raft; nucleus; neuromuscular junction.
GGCGCCUCCUCCUCACAGGUUAAACAUUGAUUUGUUGUGUGCCGGCUUGUGAAUCGCGUUUACAUUCGCACUUUGCUUCGUUGUGCAUAGCAGAACCUGGGAUUUGGAGUCGGUUUCUGUUAAAUCUUGCUGCGUGAGUUUCCACUGUCUGGAUGAAAUUUUCUGUUUCACUUCUUGGUUCUUGUUUUUCGGGACUGACUUUGUCUCUGGUUCUUUAUCAUCAUUAUUUGACAUCAGUUCCCAUUAACGUAGGUAACUGCAACUUGGAAAUAUGAUUACCUUCAUGGACGGCUCAGAUAGUGAGGAAGAGCAGGAGUGCAAUGAGAGAACAUCACUGAUUGCAUCUGAAAGCCCGCAACUUCCUUCUUAUCAAGAUGGACCACAGGCUACAGAAGAACCUUCUGCUAUAAGGAAACAGUACAGGGGUACCACACAAGUGCUGGGAGAUGCAUCGAAUGGGGAGACCUCAGGAGCGGCAGCCUCUGUCAGGGAAGUUCCAACGGACAGUGAAGAAGAAGAACUGACACUUAAAUAUGGGGCUAAACAUGUUAUAAUGCUCUUCGUGCCGGUCACGCUCUGUAUGGUGGUAGUGGUUGCAACAAUAAAAUCAGUCAGCUUCUACACUGAAAAAAAUGGACAGUUAAUCUACACACCUUUCUCUGAAGAUACUCCAUCUGUUGGGCAAAGGCUUCUAAACUCUGUAUUGAAUACAAUUAUUAUGAUAAGUGUUAUCCUUGUGAUGACUAUAUUCUUGGUGUUACUGUACAAGUAUCGCUGCUAUAAGUUCAUUCACGGAUGGCUCAUUCUCUCAUCUUUGAUGCUACUUUUUAUGUUUACAUACAUAUAUCUUUGUGAAGUUUUCAAGACGUACAAUGUGGCAAUGGACUAUCCAACCUUGUUCUUGGUCAUCUGGAAUUUUGGGGCAGUGGGAAUGAUCUGCAUUCACUGGAAAGGCCCUCUUCAGCUACAACAGGCUUAUCUUAUCAUGAUCAGUGCUCUUAUGGCCCUUGUUUUCAUCAAGUAUUUGCCAGAGUGGUCAGCUUGGGUAAUUCUAGGAGCCAUAUCUGUUUAUGACUUGAUGGCUGUAUUGUGCCCAAAAGGCCCUUUGAGGAUGUUGGUGGAGACUGCACAGGAAAGAAACGAGCCUAUAUUUCCAGCAUUAAUAUAUUCUUCUGCCAUGGUGUGGAUUGUGGGGAUGGCAGAUUCUGACAGUACAAAUCAAAGAAUAAAUCGACAUUCAGAAGAAGCAUCAGAAAGUGCAAACCACAUAUCACAAGAAGACACAGAAGCUCCAGGGCCUCAGUUUCAGACACCUAACAAUAGGAUUACAAUGUCAGAUGAUGGAGAUGAAGAAAGAGGAGUAAAGCUUGGUCUUGGAGAUUUCAUAUUUUACAGUGUGCUUGUAGGAAAAGCUGCAGCAACCGCAAGUGGGGACUGGAAUACCACACUAGCCUGUUUUGUUGCCAUUUUAAUAGGGUUAUGUCUGACGCUGUUGCUCCUGGCAGUAUUCAAGAAAGCUCUCCCCGCUCUCCCAAUCUCAAUAACGUUUGGGCUGGUGUUCUACUUCUCCACAGAUAACAUUGUGCGGCCUUUCAUGGACACUCUAGCCUCCCACCAGAUGUACAUUUGAUAGAUAACACCAUGUGCACGGAGGCUCUGCGCACUUUUUUGUAAUCCUAAAGCUAAGGCCUCUUGCACACGACCGUAUGGCUUUUUCAGUAUUUGGCAGUCCGCAAAAAAACGGAUCUGCAAAAAAAUACGGAUGACGUCCGUGUGCAUUCCGUUUUUUGCGGAACGGAAGAGCUGGCCCCUGAUAGAACAGUACUAUCUUUGUCCGUUAUGCGGACAAUAAUAGGACAUAUUCUAUCUUUAAACGGAAAUAAGGAAACGGAGGGCAUACGGCGUACCUUUGUUUUUUUGGUUUGGCUUUUAUUGCGGAUCCAUUGAAAUGAAUGGUUCCGUAUACGGAAAGUAAACGAAACAAAUACCUUCAUGUGCAAAAGGCCUAAGUCUUUUAAGAAGGAAAAGAACUGGACGGACUUUAUUG